AUUAAAAUUAAACCAAUGCAAUUAUUUUCAAAUUUAUCUUCUAAGAAAGAUGGUAUUGCUUUUUUCCCAAAGAGCCUUUAAAUGUACUUGAUAGUUUUAGAAGGAAAACUCCUUUAGUUUCUUAAAAUCCUUUGAUCAAACUCUGCUUGACAUUUAUGCGUUUCAUGGCCAUGAAAAAGAUUGUCAGUCUGCUAUUUCUUCUCAUCAUCUCUUCAUCACUAUGUGCGACUUCAUCUGCAGGUCGUGAAUGGAAGUUUGUUGAAAAACCCGCAGCCAUGGAUUUGGGUGCAACUAAUAAGCAGGAGAUGUCAUCAAGGAAGUUGGUACAGCAUAAGAAUGAAGCACCUUUGACAAGUGAAAUUCAUGAGAGGCUUUUAAGGGUAAAUACAAAAGAUUAUGGAAGAUAUGAUCCUUCUCCUACUCUUGUCAAGCCACCUUUCAAACUCAUUCCUAACUGAUGAAUGAACAGUAACAUUACUGAUGAAGGAUGCACCGCCAAGAAAAAAAACUAGCUAUAAAUGUGUGCGUUGAGUACGUAGUAAAACAUUAAACUCUGAAAGUCGUAAGUAGUAUAUACAGAAUAUUUGUAAGAGCAAAGUAGUAUAUAUGGAAUAUUUGUAAGAGCAAGUCUAUGUUUGUACGUAUUGUUGCAAAUAUGUACGUCUAUGUGUGCAUAAGUACUACUAGUAAGUUUUGAACAAUAAGUUUGUUUCAA
Molecule: messenger RNA, 715 nt
Organism: Papaver somniferum (opium poppy)
Lineage: Eukaryota; Viridiplantae; Streptophyta; Magnoliopsida; Ranunculales; Papaveraceae
Product: protein CASPARIAN STRIP INTEGRITY FACTOR 1-like
Exons: 3
Coding region: 156-458 (100 amino acids)
Source: RefSeq, a predicted model, not a curated record